Molecule: messenger RNA, 828 nt
Organism: Coniosporium apollinis CBS 100218
Lineage: Eukaryota; Fungi; Ascomycota; Dothideomycetes
Exons: 2
Coding region: 1-828 (275 amino acids)
Source: RefSeq, a predicted model, not a curated record
AUGGAAGAACGUAGGAUCACCGGGAGAAACGGCGUGUUGUCUCAUCCAGAUCGACACAUCCUCGAGUUACUACUAUUCGCUGCUUUCGAGGCUAGAACACCUGCGGAGCGACUCGAGACGAUGGUCUCAUACUACGACUAUGGGCUGAUCUUUUGGGAGACUCCGGAGUUAUUUACAAGCCUCCGCUGCCUGGCUCCAAAGGCACAUGAGGCAGAAUUGGAGAAGAGUCACUGUGUCCCGGAACUAUCGAGUUCAGGGCACAAGGCCAACGAGGCAACAUCGAUGUCGUCUCUACCGAACGAGGUCCUCGACCAGAUCUUCCGCCUGGUCCUUUCAGGUACCAAACCUGUCCUCGACAGACGAUACGAAAAGCCUGUUGCUCGCUAUAAGCUCUGUCAUCUACAACAGAUUCCGCUCCUCUUAGUAUCGCAUCAGUUUUUCGAACUCGGCGUUCGACAUCUGCUCACGAAAGACUUCUUCGUGUUCGAAUCUCAGAAGGCCGACCGGCAGUACUAUGCCGACAGGGCCAAUAUGCAGCAGCAGCCUGGCGCACGCCCCGUUGCUCCGGAUGACCUCUGGCCACUCUUUUAUCCCAUUGACACGCAUUUUGCACAGAAAGACGGUGUCCUGCUACUGGACUCUUUGAUCAAGACGCCGUUCCACCUCAUCCCAGAUCUGCUCCCUUUGAUCACCAAGGUGUGCAUCGAGAUCGAGCUCCCGCCUAUAAGAAUGUUCUUCCGGCGGUCACGGGCCCAACCAGGGAACGGCAGCUUCGUGACUCAUCCGUUUCUACAAGCGGAUGCCUCGACAGCAGACGUUAUGGAAUGA